Molecule: messenger RNA, 2662 nt
Organism: Ornithodoros turicata
Lineage: Eukaryota; Metazoa; Arthropoda; Arachnida; Ixodida; Argasidae
Exons: 2
Coding region: 245-2518 (757 amino acids)
Biological process (GO): protein processing
Cellular component (GO): plasma membrane
Molecular function (GO): metalloendopeptidase activity
Source: RefSeq, a predicted model, not a curated record
UUUGUCCUGGCCAAUCUCCCUUAGUGGCUCACGACCAUCUUUUGAUUGGUAGAAGAAAAACCUCACAGCUGCAAUCACGGUCACUGCCGUUUGUGGCUAGCGGCCACUGCCCUCCUGGCUGAAGAAGGAGAAAAUAUCCCUGGCCAAUCGCCCUGUGUGGCUUGUGGCCACUGCGUAGUGGUGGAAGAAGAAGAAGAAAAUAUCUUCGUGAUCCCCGUGCGAGAGAACAGUCACUGCGAGUACCAUGGCUGAAAGCCAUCGUACUGCUGUUUCCAAGAUCAGCAAGAAGUCAAAGUCAUCCACGAAGAUUGAUGGAAAGCACGCCAAAAAGGCACGCCAUGAGGGCACGCACAAUCCUGUCGCAUCAGCCCAUUCAAGCGAGGCGUCACCCAGGUCGCCGAACAGCGGUGGUCCCAGCCAAGGCGUCGACGACGUACACCCUGGUGCUUCAGGAGGCGCAAAAUUUCUGAAGCCGGGAGAUGAACUGAAGUCAGCAAGGGGAAAGACGUCCAAGUUCCCAACGAUUCGAGCCAUACUUGGAAUAGCCAUCGUGGCGACGUUCCUUGCCGCUGUCAUCCUGGUCCUAUGGCAAUUCAAAAGCAGUGAUGAGAUUCACAGCAGUGUCAACACUGAAUGUCGCAGUGCCAUGUGUCGUAGCAUCAUCAAAAAUAUCACUGAGCUCCUAGACAAGUCCAUCGAGCCAUGCAACGAUUUCUAUGGAUAUGUGUGCAAUAAGUGGUGGAAUUCGACGGGGAUGAACAAUUUCAUGCAGGCGGGACAGCGUGUUUUGGAGCGGACGACAUUCACUGCGUUGGAAUCAGCCUCGCGUGGAAAACCCAACCGCUACGGCAUGCAUCUCCUCGGUGGACUCUACACCACCUGCAUGACAUUCCUCACGAAUGAAAAGAGUUCCUUAGACGCCAUCGUGAAGGACGCUAACAAGUACGUCAACAUCUCCGCCUUCUUCAAAAUACAGAAUUUCACUCAUCUAGUCUUAGAGCUUGGGAGGGUGUCCCUUAUGCUUGGCAUUCACACGACGUUCGCCCUCAACAUGCGCAAAAUUGGGAAUGUCACGUACUUUAACGUCGAGAGCUACAAAUCCAUGGUGCACAAAGCGGCUACCGUACAAGACGUGGAUGCCCAGCCGUAUCAGCAUAACGCUAAGUUCUACAUCGAAGACGCCGCACGCUCCAUAUAUACGGUUUUCAAUUUGACUAGUGAAACAGCACUGAAAAUGUAUCAAGAUGAAGUUCAAAAGUGUGAUCAGGAACUUUUCCGUAUCUUAAAUAAGAAGGCGGUGGAAGAGAAGAAAUUUCCUCUUAGCAGCAUCGUAGGUCUUUUACACACACCACCGAUUGGGGACGUCGUCAAGCUCAUCAACAGAGUCAUCCCUGGCAAACCCCUGCAACCCACCGACACCAUCCUCGUAACUAACCCCGAUAUCAUCGCACAGGCACAGACGUUAUUGGCUUCAAAGCCCCUCAAAGUCAGCGUGGCAUAUUCUCUUUUAAGCGUUCUGGAAGACGUUUCCCUUCCCUACGUGUUAAAGACCAGAGAACUAGGUUCCACGAAGCCCUUCAUAUGUGUCAAAGUUACGCAAGGUUUUCUUCGCCACACAUGGCCCUUCCUGAUGUCCAUACUAUCUGGCCUCAGCAAAAACGCUAAACCCAUCGAAACCAUGGGUCUUAACAUCAGGAAUUCGGUGAUCGCUACGAACGCUUUAGCCUGGAUGGACGAGUCUACUCGAAAAAACGCAUAUGAUGCGCUUAAAAGGUUGGUGUUCUACACAUUGGAUAGGACGCAUAUGGAAACGCUGAGCAAAGGCGUGGACUACUCCAGCUUCCAACUCCAGAAUGAUGGGUUCGUUGACCUCUACUUCCGAGCCAGAGCAUUCGAAAUGAAUCUUCUGCUCAGAGAGACAUUAAGUGAUACUGCAUCGGCCAUUGCUGGGUGGAGACUGGACACGGACAUAACGUACAUGACACAACCUCUACAUUGGAUAGUUGUACCUGUAAGAUUCCAAGGCACGCCACUCUAUUACCCGGAUCAGGAAGAACGUAUUCCUUUCUACAUAAAUUAUGCGACUCUCGGAGUACUCAUGGCCCGGGAAAUUGUGCGAGCGAUUGACCAGAAAUAUAUCGUCUGGUCUCGCACUAGCCAGACGAAAUUCGGUCAAUUUCAGGCUUGUCUGAACAAAGUUGGCAAAUCACUGGGAUUCAAGUCUCUUGAUGCGAGUUUGGCCAGGGCUUACGGGUCGCGCUUGGCUUACGAGGCGGUUCGCGCAAUGUUACAAGCCAUGGGCAAAGGCGUUUAUGAGAAAGGUUGGUCGACUGCACAGGAUUUCUUUUUUAUACGCUCUUGCAUGAUGUCCUGCAGUAAGGACGGCGGGUCAACAGAUCGACAAAAGUGCCAUUUGCCUGUCUACUCGAAUCCUGACUUUUCAAUUCACUACCGCUGUGCCAAGAAGGGUGCAAAGAUAAAAGUCGAUCCCUGCGUCGGUUCCCUUUUCAGAAUGUAAUGACUGCCCGUAGUAGCGUGAUGGACAGUGCAUGCUGAAUGUAUUCACACUUAUCCCCUGUGCAUGAUAUCGCACGUUGCUCUCAGACGCCCAUUUCGAACCCUCACAAUUCUCGCAUAUCGGCCUAUUAAAUAUGCUUCCUUU